UCAGUCUCCGCCCACGGAGAAGAGGGAAACCGUAUUCCGUCAUGACUCUCAAUUAUUGGUGGAAAUGAUCUGUCCAUCAGAACAACAGCGGUCACGGAUUAGCUAAAAAGCAGCAGGAGGUGGGAAAACCGGUGUAGGGGCGUCCACGCAUGCUCAGUGUGGGCGCAGUGACGCGACCCCGGGGGCAAUCAUGGCGGCUCGGUGUGUGAGGCUGGCGCGGCGCAGCCUCCCGGCUUUGGCGCUGUCCUUCAGGCCUUCUCCUCGCUUGUUGUGCACAGCCACAAAACAGAAGAACAAUGGCCAGAACCUGGAAGAGGACUUGGGUCAUUGUGAGCCAAAGACAGAUCCACCCUCUGCAGACAAGCCCCUCCUGGAAGAGAAGGUGAAGCUGGAAGAGCAGCUGAGGGAGACCAUGGAAAAAUACAAACGUGCUUUGGCAGAUACUGAGAAUCUACGGCAGAGAAGCCAGAAGCUGGUGGAGGAGGCCAAGUUAUAUGGCAUCCAGGGUUUCUGCAAGGACUUGCUGGAGGUUGCAGACAUCCUGGAGAAGGCAACCCAGAGUGUUCCAAAGGAGGAGAUCAGCAACAACAACCCUCACCUGAAGAGUCUUUAUGAAGGGCUUGUGAUGACUGAAGUCCAGAUUCAGAAAGUGUUCACAAAACACGGCUUGCUCAGGCUUGACCCAAUUGGAGCCAAGUUCGACCCUUAUGAACAUGAGGCCUUGUUCCACACCCCUGUGGAGGGGAAAGAACCAGGCACCGUGGCACUAGUUAGUAAGGUGGGCUACAAGCUGCAUGGACGUACCCUGAGGCCAGCUUUGGUGGGGGUGGUGAAGGACGCCUAGCUCCCUCCCUCCAGGCCCUGGACUUUGUAGGUCACUUGCUAGAACUUGAAGGGCAGGCUUGUAAUUUCUCAUCUGUGAAUAUAUUUGACCCUUGCCCAGCCUUGUUGGAAAUCCUAAGUAAGCUAAGCAGAACAUGAAGCUGCUUGCACAUUGUCAGGGACUCUAGGAGUCUGGUCACUGAGUUUAGCAUUACCUACUUCAGUAGAGGGCCAGCGGAGCCUCAGGAGUAGUGUGCUAAACAUUAUAUCUGUUCCACCUGGUGAUUAAGUACUUUACUUAAAUAAAAGGUCUUUGGCUACA
Molecule: messenger RNA, 1144 nt
Organism: Mastomys coucha (southern multimammate mouse)
Lineage: Eukaryota; Metazoa; Chordata; Mammalia; Rodentia; Muridae
Gene: Grpel1
Product: GrpE like 1, mitochondrial
Exons: 4
Coding region: 191-844 (217 amino acids)
Biological process (GO): protein folding; protein import into mitochondrial matrix
Cellular component (GO): PAM complex, Tim23 associated import motor
Molecular function (GO): protein-folding chaperone binding; protein homodimerization activity; adenyl-nucleotide exchange factor activity
Source: RefSeq, a predicted model, not a curated record